UGCUCCCAUAGUACGCUGUACCACUCCAUACCAGUAAGUGGCGGCAGAGCACCACCUCGUUGUUUGCCAGCCACCAAAAACAUCACAAUAAUAAGAAGAAACAUAGUUCAACCAUUCAACAUGGCGCGGGAAACCCGGGAAGAGAUGGAGAUAGAUACCCGCGGAGAAGUCGAUGAAGAGGCGGACAGUAUCCCUCAGUCGACUUUAAAACUGUACGAGACACAGUUUUUUGGUUUCACUCCGCAGACAUGUAUGUUGCGGGUCUACAGCGCCUUUCAGGACUGCCUGUACGACAUUUUACCCGUCGUGGAGAAGGUGUGUGUGAGGCAGCUAAGCAAAGGCGAGGCAGACGAGGAGCUGCUCCGGUCCCGGGCCACGGAGUGUAGCCGUAAGUUGCAGCAGUUCCUCGAAGAGCGGUUCAAGCAGCAGUCUGAGCGGAUGGAAGCGCUGCUGGUCAACCGCUGCUUCUCCGUGCCGCCUAAUGUCCUCCUCCCCGAGGACGAGUCACACAAGAAGUACCCCCAAGACAUACAGGAGGUGCUGAGGCUGGAGGCGUCCAUUGUUGACCUCCAGAGAGCCUACGAAGCAGAAGUCUGUGCCAGACAGGCCCUGCUAGCUGAGCUGGAGGAGCAGAGGGAGGUGCAGAAGCACCUGGAUGAGAUCCUGGAGUGGGUCCAAGAGCUCCAGGCUGCCUGGGUAAAGGAAGGUAACGGCAGCUUUCAUGAAAGUUUCCGGCUGGCGAUGGAGUCCGUUAAAAAGCUGCUGGAGGCCGUCGGCGAGGUCUGCAACAAGGCGCCUCAUUGAACUGAACUCAAAUUUGUAAAAUUAUAUCCGAUAGAGAUCAUUUAGAAGAAGUUCAACAAUUUCGCCCAGUGUUUAUGUAGUUUGUAGAUAAUUAAUCACCAAUGAAUUAAUGCUCCAAAUGUUGUAAAACAGCAUACAUUACUCUUCCUCAAGCACAGGGUUCUUGUUGAGACCUUUAGCCAAGUAAGUGGUUUUGUCAACUUGGUCAUUUUUGGUCGCGGUUUGUCAUAAAGAAGACGGUCACUCCCUGUUAAAAGAAGACAAAGACAAUGAGGCCAAAACAUGCAUGUGCGUUCAUCAAAUCACUUUGAAAAGACAAAACAGCAACAACAGCUAACAUUACUUUUACCUUUCCACAAUGUAAUGCAAAUAAAAAAGCAGAUUGAUGGAUCUCUGUCAGUUUAACUGAUGUAUUUCUAAUACCCAGGUUGUUUUCUGUCACCCUCAUCUUCAAUAUCUCAAAAUGUCAACUCCAAUUUCCCUACACCUCCUAUUUUCUCAACUUUAUUUGUAACUUGAGGGUGGUAGUAUUUGCUUGAUUGUCAUUGAACUGGAUUGCAUUGGAUUGUUGGGGUGUUUAUGAUAUUGUGUCCACCCUCUUGAGUUACAUUUUUAAGCUGCAGUGAUGCCCAGCAGAGGGCACUCUCUGCUUGUUAUUGUUUAAUCCAGCUACUCUUGAAGUGUGAGCCGGUUUGCUGUUCAAGUGAUUGACACAGGUCCUGUUCUGACCUGGUUUUAACAUCUGUCCUGAUCACAAGUGGACAGCUCUAGGUACGUGUGUUUUCACCUGUCUGUAGAAUCUGUCCCCAAAUGCGUCCUCAGUGACCACUUGUGACCGGAUCUCACUUCCCUGCUCUAUAUACAAAUAAAAACGUACAUCAUUUCUGUUUGCA
This is a messenger RNA of Sander lucioperca (pikeperch), 1697 nucleotides long. It is a transcript of the gene mis12, whose product is annotated as MIS12 kinetochore complex component. Lineage: Eukaryota; Metazoa; Chordata; Actinopteri; Perciformes; Percidae. The transcript has 2 exons. The coding region runs from base 121 to 804 and encodes 227 amino acids. The record is from RefSeq and is a predicted model, not a curated record. Gene Ontology annotation, cellular component: nucleus; chromosome, centromeric region. Gene Ontology annotation, biological process: protein localization to kinetochore; mitotic sister chromatid segregation; mitotic cell cycle.